GUGAACAUUUAAGCGGAGCGGACCAAAAUCCCAAACAAGGAAAUGGUGGGGGAAUAAACCGCGCAGAUGAUUUAAUUAAUGCAUGUAAUAAUUAAUAUUUGAUUUUUUUCAUCUUAAAUGAAGACGCAUUCAUGGGUUAGAAUGGAUUACGACUUCAAAACAAAGCUGGCCGCCGAGAGGGAGAGAGUGGAAGAUCUGUUCGAAUAUGAAGGUUGCAAAGUGGGUCGAGGCACCUACGGACACGUUUAUAAAGCCAAGCGCAAAGACGGGAAAGACCAGAAGGACUAUGCACUGAAACAGAUAGAAGGCACUGGAAUAUCAAUGUCUGCUUGCAGGGAAAUCGCACUGCUGCGAGAACUGAAACAUCCAAAUGUGAUCGCCCUGCAGAAAGUCUUCCUGUCCCACAGUGACAGAAAAGUUUGGCUCCUGUUUGAUUAUGCUGAACACGACCUUUGGCAUAUCAUCAAGUUCCAUCGAGCCUCCAAGGCCAACAAGAAGCCUAUGCAGCUGCCCCGAGGGAUGGUCAAGUCUCUUUUGUAUCAGAUCCUGGAUGGGAUCCAUUACCUCCAUGCCAACUGGGUGCUCCACAGGGAUCUGAAGCCAGCUAACAUUCUGGUCAUGGGAGAAGGACCUGAACGAGGAAGAGUUAAAAUUGCUGACAUGGGCUUCGCAAGACUCUUCAACUCUCCCCUCAAGCCACUGGCGGAUCUGGAUCCUGUGGUGGUCACCUUCUGGUACAGGGCCCCCGAGCUACUGCUGGGGGCCCGGCAUUACACCAAAGCUAUUGAUAUCUGGGCCAUCGGCUGCAUCUUCGCUGAGCUGCUGACGUCAGAGCCAAUCUUCCACUGUCGCCAGGAAGACAUCAAGACCAGCAACCCCUUCCAUCACGACCAGCUGGACAGGAUCUUCAGCGUCAUGGGCUUCCCUGCAGAUAAAGACUGGGAAGACAUCCGGAAGAUGCCAGAAUAUCCAACUCUGCAGAAAGACUUCAGGAGAACAACCUAUGCAAACAGCAGCUUGAUCAAAUACAUGGACAAACAUAAAGUCAAAGCAGACAGCAAAGUCUUUAUGUUGCUGCAGAGACUACUCACCAUGGACCCCAAUAAAAGACUCACGUCAGAACAAUCUCUGCAGGACCCUUACUUCCUGGAGGAGCCCUUACCUACCACUGAUGUGUUUGCCGGGUGCCAGAUCCCAUACCCAAAGAGAGAGUUUCUCAAUGAAGACGAACCGGAGGAGAAAACAGAAAAGAACCAGACGCAACAGCACCAGCAGACGACAGGCCAGAACCAGAACCAGAACCAGAACCAGCAACAAGCGGCAGCCCAGCAGGCCACAUCUCAGCAGAACUCCACCCAGACCAAUGGCACUGCAGGAGCUGGAGGGUUACAGCAUGGACAAGACCAGGGGCCCCAGAAUAAAAAAGCUCGCAUCGGGCCCUCUGGGGCCUCCUCAGGCCCUGGGCUGCACCAGUCAGAGUACCAGCACUCCACUACCCGGCUGGGCUACCAAAGCAGUAUCCAAGGUUCCACUCAGCCUCAGAGCACCAUGGGAUACACGUCCUCCUCCCAGCAGAGCUCGCAGUAUUCUCACCAGACCCACCAUCGCUACUGACACUCCUGAACCAGCAGAGGGCGGCAGGCAGGCGCAGGUCCUGGAAGGUCCAGCGAUGUCUGCUCCGUCCUGGCCUGACCUUCUCGGUCGCCAAUGUUGCAGCGCCGUGUGCUCACGGACGCCAAGAGACAGCAGAACGUUGAAAGCAAACGCAGGUUUUCAUGUCACACGACCUUGAAGACGACACAACUUAUGAACACAACUCAUACAGUGGUGGUCAAAA
Molecule: messenger RNA, 1837 nt
Organism: Nerophis lumbriciformis (worm pipefish)
Lineage: Eukaryota; Metazoa; Chordata; Actinopteri; Syngnathiformes; Syngnathidae
Gene: cdk19
Product: cyclin dependent kinase 19
Biological process (GO): protein phosphorylation
Cellular component (GO): nucleus; cytosol
Molecular function (GO): protein serine/threonine kinase activity; ATP binding
Source: RefSeq, a predicted model, not a curated record